Messenger RNA from Emiliania huxleyi CCMP1516, 633 nucleotides. RefSeq lists its product as hypothetical. Lineage: Eukaryota; Haptophyta; Isochrysidales; Noelaerhabdaceae. The transcript is spliced from 8 exons. The annotation marks the transcript as partial. The record is from RefSeq and is a predicted model, not a curated record.
GAUCGAGUCGCUCGAGCACGCGAGCGACCUCACCCGUUCGCUCGCCAACUUUGGCCAGGCGCUGCGCCCAGGCGGCACACUCUUCGUCGUCUCGGAGCCGGCUGCUUAGAAGCAGAGCGCGAGGACCUGCUCCGCACCGCCGCCACGGGGACGUGGUCGCACCACUUGGGUGCUCUCCACGCGUACUGGCGCCACUGGUGCGGGCCUCAGACGGCGGCGUGGGCACCGCCGGCCGACACCGCGCGGUGGCAGGCGGCGCUGGAGCAAGCCGGCCUCUCUUUGACGUCAACCGUCGACCUCGGCGAGGAGUACGGGCUGAGGCACCGUCCCUGGGCGACGCUGCUGCCGUGUUGGCUGCUGCUGCGAGCGGCGUACUUGCUCUCCCUGCCGCUGCCGCUGACCACGCCCGAGGCGUACCUGUCAAGCUACGUCGGCGGGCUGGCACGCGAGAUCUUGCUCCGCGACGGGGCGAUCGCCUACACCGCGUUGGAGGCGCGCCGCCCCUGACGGCCAUUACCCCUUUCGGCGUCGUCGCGCAUUGUGGUUGCUCGGCCCGGGCGGCGAGCACUGUUUAUUUUCCCUGACCUUAUCCUUACGGCGUACGGGAUUUUCGACUCAGAAUUCUUCUUUGUC